Molecule: messenger RNA, 621 nt
Organism: Pygoscelis adeliae (Adelie penguin)
Lineage: Eukaryota; Metazoa; Chordata; Aves; Sphenisciformes; Spheniscidae
Gene: CNIH3
Product: cornichon family AMPA receptor auxiliary protein 3
Exons: 6
Coding region: 1-621 (206 amino acids)
Biological process (GO): regulation of AMPA receptor activity; vesicle-mediated transport
Cellular component (GO): dendrite; synapse
Source: RefSeq, a predicted model, not a curated record
AUGAUGUCAGUUCAUAUGGUGAAGUGCCCUGACUGGGAUCUGUUACACUGUUGGCCUCCAAAUGAACUAGUCUGUCAAGUUGCUGGUAAGCGUGGCAAUUUCAGAGGUGAAACAGACCUUCAGCAUACACGGAUGCUGUUGCAAAGUGUUCAGCAACUCCAGUCGGCUGAUGUAUGGGAAGCAGCAUUCAUUAUAAUAUUUGAAAAAAUUCUUUUUCAGAUAAUCGCCUUUGAUGAACUUCGGACAGACUUCAAAAGCCCAAUAGAUCAGUGCAACCCAGUCCACGCGAGAGAGCGGCUGAGAAAUAUUGAGCGUAUUUGCUUUCUCCUGCGAAAGCUGGUGUUGCCAGAGUACUCUAUCCAUAGUCUUUUCUGCAUAAUGUUCUUGUGCGCUCAAGAGUGGCUCACACUGGGGUUAAACGUUCCUUUGCUUUUUUACCACUUCUGGAGGUAUUUUCGUUGCCCUGCAGAUAGUUCAGAGCUAGCAUAUGAUCCACCUGCAGUCAUGAAUGCAGAUACUUUGAGUUACUGUCAAAAAGAGGCCUGGUGUAAGCUAGCUUUCUAUCUCCUUUCCUUCUUCUACUAUCUGUACUGCAUGAUCUACACUUUGGUGAGCUCUUAA